This is a messenger RNA of Suillus clintonianus, 1362 nucleotides long. RefSeq names its product pseudouridine synthase. The record is from RefSeq and is a predicted model, not a curated record. The coding region runs from base 1 to 1362 and encodes 453 amino acids. Gene Ontology annotation, cellular component: nucleus; cytoplasm. Gene Ontology annotation, molecular function: RNA binding; pseudouridine synthase activity. NCBI's taxonomy places the organism in Eukaryota, Fungi, Basidiomycota, Agaricomycetes, Boletales, Suillaceae. The transcript has 2 exons. Gene Ontology annotation, biological process: tRNA pseudouridine synthesis; mRNA pseudouridine synthesis.
AUGACACCAAACUACGAAUCCUGGUCAAAAGAUGAACUGAUCACGCGUCUCAGAGAGCUGGACACAAAAAAGCACUCAAAGUCAACCCACUCCCCGACAUCCAAAAAACCGUUUCAUUUCUCAUCCCACCCGAAGCGCAAGAUCGCCAUCAAGUUCUGUUAUUCGGGAUGGGAGUAUAAUGGUCUGGCAUAUCAAAACGGUCCGACGCCUCUUCCAACGGUUGAAGAUGUGUUGUUCAAAGCCUUUGUGAAGGCAAGGCUCGUCGAUGAAACUGGCGGCUUGGAUGGUUGUGGAUGGGAGAAAUGUGGGAGGACAGAUCGGGGAGUGAGCGCUGCUGGUCAGGUGGUUUCGUUAUGGGACAUUCCACAAAACACCUCACUCCAGCCUUCCACCAAACUCGAGCUCCGCUACGUAUCCAUCCUCAACCGCGUCCUCCCUCCAACAAUACGCGUCCUAGCCUGGUCUCCCAUCUCCCCCGAUUUCUCCGCCCGCUUCAACUGCAAACACAGACACUACAAAUACUUCUUCACCUCUCACGGACUCGACACAUCCCUCAUGCAAUCAGCCGCAAACCGUCUCGUCGGCGAACACGACUUCCGCAAUCUGUGCAAGCUAGACCCAGGAAAACAAAUCACCAACUUCCACCGCUGCGUCAUGCGCGCACAGAUCAGUCCCGUCUCUCCAGAUUCCGAUGGCGACAACCGCGUAUACGUCUUCGAUCUCGUAGGAUCAGCUUUUCUAUACCAUCAAGUCCGACAUAUAAUGGCCGUCCUUUUCCUAGUCGGAACAGGACUAGAACAUCCAUCCAUAGUCUCAGCUCUCGUAAACGUUUCACCCCAAGAAUCAGCAUCAGAUACACUACCCGACACCCAAUUGCCUUUAGUGGAUCGCAAACCCGAGUAUCAGAUGGCAGACGCCCUCCCUCUCAUGCUCUGGGAUUGUGCAUACGCAGACUCAGAUGUCGCAUGGCAAACAGACGACGACGGUACAGAGAGUGGUACAGGCUCAGACCUAUAUCACCAGCUCCAUUCCAUCCAUCAACGCUCCCUCAUCCAUACAGUCUUAGACGGGCACUUCCUCGCCGCUACCGCGCAAUAUCAUUCUCCUCCACCUCAAUUUUUCCCCUUCAGCCAGACGGGGCUGACGCCUCACACGCUUCCUCGUUCGAACUUGAACCGAGAUCCGGUUCUUGGUGUCCCACUGGGUGCAGGGACGUACAAGCGCGGUGCGAAGUACGUGCCGUUGUUGGAGAGGAAGAGACUUGACCACGUCGAUGUGGCCAACGAGCGAUGGCGAAUAGGCAGGGGGAGCAAGUAUAGCAAGCAGAAGCAAGAUGAGACGCUUGAUGACGGGAUUGAAUGA